Molecule: messenger RNA, 3573 nt
Organism: Pipistrellus nathusii (Nathusius's pipistrelle)
Lineage: Eukaryota; Metazoa; Chordata; Mammalia; Chiroptera; Vespertilionidae
Source: the annotation of a GenBank genome assembly
AUGGUCCCCUGCUGGAACCAUGGCAACAUCACCCGCUCCAAGGCGGAGGAGCUGCUCUCCAGGACGGGCAAGGAUGGCAGCUUCCUCGUGCGCGCCAGCGAGUCCAUCUCCCGGGCCUACGCGCUCUGCGUGCUGUAUCGGAAUUGCGUUUACACUUACAGGAUUCUGCCCAAUGAAGAUGAUAAAUUCACUGUUCAGGCAUCUGAAGGGGUCCCCAUGAGGUUCUUCACCAAGCUGGACCAGCUCAUCGAGUUCUACAAGAAGGAAAACAUGGGUCUGGUCACCCACCUGCAGUAUCCUGUGCCACUGGAGGAAGAGGACACCGGCGAUGAGCCGGAGGAGGAGACGGAAGGUGUUCCAUCUCCGCCUGAACUGCCACCGCGAAACAUCCCUUUAUCUGUCGGGCCAUGUGAGGCCAAGGAGGUGUCCGCCAUGAGUGAAAAUCCGAGAGCCACGGAGGUCAGUCGGCCAAGCCUCUCGGAGACCUUGUUUCAACGACUACAGAGCAUGGACACCAGUGGGCUUCCAGAAGAGCAUCUGAAAGCCAUCCAGGAUUAUUUAAGCACUCAGCUCACCCUGGAUGCUGAUUUUGUGAAGACGGGCUCCAGCAGUCUCCCUCAUCUGAAGAAACUGACCGUGCUGCUGUGCAAGGAACUCUAUGGAGAAGUCAUCCGGACCCUUCCCUCCCUGGAGUCUCUGCAGAGGUUGUUUGACCAGCAGCUCUCCCCGGGCCUCCGCCCACGGCCUCAGGUGCCUGGUGAGGCCAAUCCAAUCAACAUGGUGACCAAGCUCAGCCAACUGACAAGUCUACUGUCCUCUAUUGAAGAUAAGGUCAAGGCCUUGCUACAUGAGGGACACGAGUCUCCCCACCGGCGUUCUCUCAUCCCUCCAGUCACCUUUGAGGUGAAGUCAGAGUCUCUGGCACUUCCUCAGAAGUUGCAGCUCAAAGUCGAUGUUGAGACUGGGAAACUGAUCAUUAAAAAGUCCAAGGAUGGUUCUGAGGACAAGUUCUACAGUCACAAGAAAAUCCUGCAGCUCAUCAAGUCUCAGAAGUUUCUGAACAAGUUGGUGAUUUUGGUAGAAACAGAGAAGGAGAAGACCCUGCGGAAGGAAUAUGUUUUUGCUGAUUCCAAAAAGAGAGAAGGCUUCUGCCAGCUCCUGCAGCAGAUGAAGAACAAGCACUCGGAGCAGCCUGAGCCCGACAUGAUCACCAUCUUCAUCGGCACCUGGAACAUGGGUAACGCCCCCCCUCCCAAGAAGAUCACGUCCUGGUUUCUCUCCAAGGGGCAGGGGAAGACGCGGGAUGACUCUGCUGAUUACAUCCCCCACGACAUCUAUGUGAUUGGCACCCAGGAGGACCCUCUGGGGGAGAAGGAGUGGCUAGAGAUACUCAGAAACUCCCUGCAAGAAAUCACCAGCAUGUCUUUUAAAAUGAUCGCUAUCCACACCCUCUGGAACAUUCGCAUUGUGGUGCUGGCCAAGCCUGAGCAUGAGAACCGGAUCAGCCACAUCUGCACCGACAACGUGAAGACAGGCAUCGCCAACACUCUGGGGAACAAGGGAGCCGUGGGGGUGUCAUUCAUGUUCAACGGAACCUCCUUGGGGUUUGUCAACAGCCACUUGACUUCCGGGAGCGAGAAGAAACUCAGGCGAAACCAAAACUAUACAAACAUUCUCCGGUUUCUGGCUCUGGGAGACAAGAAACUGAGUCCCUUUAACAUCACUCACCGCUUCACCCAUCUCUUCUGGCUCGGGGACCUCAACUACCGUGUGGAGCUGCCCACCUCGGAGGCAGAAACCAUUAUCCAGAAGAUUAGGCAGCAGCAGUACGCAGACCUCCUAUCCCACGACCAGCUGCUCAUGGAGAGGAAGGAGCAGAAGGUUUUCUUGCACUUCGAGGAGGAAGAAAUCACGUUCGCGCCCACCUACCGUUUUGAAAGACUGACUCGGGACAAAUAUGCCUACACUAAGCAGAAAGCCACGGGGAUGAAAUACAACUUGCCUUCCUGGUGUGACCGAGUCCUCUGGAAGUCGUACCCCCUGGUGCAUGUGGUGUGUCAGUCCUAUGGCAGCACCAGUGAUAUUAUGACAAGUGACCACAGCCCUGUUUUUGCCACAUUUGAGGCAGGAGUCACCUCCCAGUUUGUUUCCAAAAAUGGCCCCGGGACUGUCGACAGCCAAGGGCAGAUCGAGUUUCUCAGAUGCUUUGCCACCCUGAAGACCAAGUCCCAGACCAAAUUCUACCUGGAGUUCCACUCGAGCUGUUUAGAGAGUUUUGUCAAGAGUCAGGAAGGAGAAAAUGAAGAAGGAAGCGAAGGGGAGUUGGUGGUGAGGUUUGGUGAGACCCUUCCAAAGCUGAAGCCCAUUAUCUCCGACCCCGAGUACCUGCUGGACCAGCACAUCCUGAUUAGCAUUAAAUCCUCCGACAGUGACGAAUCCUAUGGUGAGGGCUGCAUUGCUCUGCGGUUAGAGGCCACCGAAACACAGCUCCCCAUCUACACGCCUCUCACCCACCAUGGAGAGAUGACAGGUCACUUCCGGGGGGAGAUCAAGCUGCAAACCUCCCAGGGCAAGAUGAGAGAGAAGCUAUACGACUUUGUGAAGACGGAGCGGGAUGAGUCCAGCGGGCCCAAGUGUCUGAAGAGCCUCACCAGCCACGACCCCAUGAAGCAGUGGGAACCUGCUUCCAGGGUCCCUCUCUGCAGUGGCUCCAGCAUCACAGAAAUCAUCAACCCCAAUUACAUGGGGGUGGGGUCCUUUGGGUACAUAAAACAGACCCUGUCCCCUGACCAGCAGCCCUCAGCCUGGAGCUAUGACCAGCCACUGAAGGACUCCUCCCUGGGAUCUGGAAGGGGAGAGGCCCCUCCAACACCACCCUCCCAACCGCCCAUAUCACCCAAGAAAUUUUCAUCCUCCACGGCAACCCGGAGCUCCUGCCCCAGGACACAAGAGUCAAGGUCCAGUGACGUGGGGAAGAACACAGUGGAGCCUUUGCCUCAGGAGGACCCCAAGCUGACCAAGCCUGAGAUGUUUGAGAACCCACUCUAUGGAUCUGUGAGUUCUUUCUCCAAGCUGGUUCCCAGGAAAGAGCAGGAAUCUCCCAAAAUGCUGAAGAAGGAGCUCCCGCCCUGCCCAGACCCAGGAAUCUUGUCUCCUAGCAUCCUGCUCUCCAAAGCCCCAGAGGCCGAGGGCAGCAAGGGGCCAGGCAAGCCGGUGGCUACACCUGCACCCACACCCAUCAUCACUCCCACGCCUCGGCUCCGCUCUUUCACUUGCUCAUCUUCUGCCGAGGGCCGGCAGGCCACAGGGGACAAGAGCCAGGGGAAGCCCAAGGCCCCUACCAGCUCCCCAGUCCCAGUGCCAGCCAAGAGGCCCAUCAAGCCUUCCAGGUCAGAGUUGAGCCAGCAGGCCCCGCCAACUCCGGCCCAGCGCCCUCCCCUCCCACUCAAGAGCCCAGCGGUCCUACACCUGCAGCACUCCAAGGACCGAGACUACCGUGAGAAUGCCGAGCUCCCCCGCCACAGCAAGCACCGGCCCGACGACACACCGCUCAGCAGGACUGCCAUGCAGUGA